This is a messenger RNA of Drosophila montana, 2150 nucleotides long. Its product is annotated as solute carrier family 22 member 3-like. NCBI's taxonomy places the organism in Eukaryota, Metazoa, Arthropoda, Insecta, Diptera, Drosophilidae. The record is from RefSeq and is a predicted model, not a curated record. Gene Ontology annotation, biological process: transmembrane transport. Gene Ontology annotation, cellular component: membrane. Gene Ontology annotation, molecular function: transmembrane transporter activity. The coding region runs from base 22 to 1599 and encodes 525 amino acids. The transcript is spliced from 7 exons.
AGUGGACAAAAUGUUGGAAAAAUGCGGCGAUUUCAAUCGGCAGCAGAUAAUCAUGCUGCUUCUCUCUUCUCUGAUCAAUUUACUAUCGGCCAUGCAUAUCGUAUCGCACUGGAUAAUGAAUAUUGUACCAAAGCAUUGCGUCUGUCAAUAACACCCAGGUGUGCUGAUGGGCUAGACUCGGGGCCACCACCACCAAAUGUAGACAAAUGCAAGCCAUUCUACUCUAAUUCAAGCAACUCUGGCACCUGCAAUAAGUACCACUAUGAGUCAUACAUGGGCUAUCAGGGUUUUGUCAGCGAAAUGAACUGGAUAUGUGAUGAAAAGUGGAAACUUAAGAAGGGAGACACCAUGUUCUAUACGGGCAACAUCAUAGGCACUCUACUUAUGGGCUAUUUGGCAGAUAGACUGGGUCGGGUGCCCAUUCUUGUUUUCGCCAAUGUCAUUACCAUAUUGGGAAACUUUUUGACUAUCUUUGGCAUGAAUCUGGAAGUUUUUUAUAUAUUUAGAUUUCUUAUGGGUUUCGUCGUUAACAGCAACUUUUUGAUUAUUCGCAUUCUAAUUCUGGAAUAUAUGCGUCCUUCUUUGCGCACCGUUUGCCUGAACAUCUCUUACGGUUUCUUUAGCUGUUUGGGCCUGGUAAUUACACCUUGGAUUGCGAUCCUCACAGGUAGUUGGCGUCGUUUCAUGCUUCUCGACGCGCUGCCAAUAAUUGUGGUGCCGUUUUUCUAUUAUUUUGUGCCGGAGAGCGUACAAUGGCUGAUUUCAAGGCAGAAAUAUGACAAGGCUAUAGAGUCCCUGAGACGUGUGGCCAAGAUGAAUGGCCGCCAAAUUAAUGACAGCGAAUUUGAAGAAUUCAUUGAGGACUGCAAAUUAAGUCAGCAAAAUACGAAGACCAACCCAAAUCUGCUGCACCUCUUCAGAACGCCGCGCCUACGCCGCACCUUUCUUAUAAUAAUUUUUGAAUUCUUGGUAUUUCCCUUCUACGCCAAUGUCGUCGCUCAUUAUAUGGAUAUCCCUGGGAUUUCGCCAUUUGUAAGGUUCUCACAGGCUGCAAUUCGUAAUCUGCCUGCUAGCUUGGCAGCAAUUAUCUUGCAAGAUCGCAUCGGACGCAAGGCGUCGGCUUUUACAAUAUUGCUCCUCAUGUGCAUUUUCAUCAUGGUAACGGGCGUCGUCCUCUCACCCGCUGCUAAACGCUCCCCCAGAGUACUGUUUACGUUUUAUAUUAUUGGGGGCAUUUUUUACAAACUUGGCGUCAACUCAAAUAUUCAGUACAACUUGGAGCUAAUUCCAACAUGUGUGCGUGGUCAGGCAUUGGGUGCUAUUUCUACCAUAAGCUUUGCGGGCAUCUUAUACAGCGAUUUCGCGAACAUGCGUAAAAUCUUCUUUCUGCUGCCGGAAAUCAUUCUGGGCGUGCUCACUUUGCUGGUUGCCGGAUUGUUGUUACUGCUGCCGGAGACACUGAAUCGCACGCUGCCCUGUUCACUGGAGGAUGGCGAGCAGCUUGGCAUUGACGAGCAUUGGUACACAUUUAGCUGCAUGGAGAAGCGCAAGCAGCCGGAAGAGCUUGAUAGCUCGCUGGCACCGCGAAAUGGGAUAUAAGAAGAACUAAACACAUUUUCAAUGCCCCAAGUGUAUGAGUGUGUGUGUGUGUAUGUGUUGGUUUGUUGGUGAAAAAUAUAUAUAUAAAGAAAUAAAAAGAAAUUCGCACGCAACUGUCAAUGGCUGCGUACUUAUUUGCAAGCGCCAACAUCUUGUGAACCCUCCGCCCACCCUUCAGCAUAGGAAGAAGAAGAAAAAAAGAUCCCUCCAUCCUAGCCCACCCGAAAUGUGCUAUCCCCAGUGACAACGUCUGCUUGACUGUUGGGUCUUGGGUAAUAUUUUAUGCAAAUUGCAAGUUAAGUGUGAAAAUAGUAGUGAUUGGUUUAAUUCAGCAUUGCCAACCAAAUGCUCAUAGAUGAGACUGGCGGCGGCGGCGGCAAAAGAAAAAAGGAAGCUGGAAAACUGCAGAAACAGCAGAAAAUCAGCAGAGCUGGGAAUUCCAAAUACUAAAAUGACAAUUUCCAAACGAAGCACCGAAGCGGCAGCAAAGAAAAACAGACAAACCAAUCCCGCAAAGAAGUGCAACGAAUUUCGAAUACCCUAACGAAAAA